AAGACACACCUGCGGGAUUCGACUGCACAGACCCGCAGACGACGAGGGUGUGAGGACGGUCUCCGGCAGCAACCCCUCCAGCCAAGUAAAGAUGUCCCUGUUCAGGAAGUUUUUCCAAGACAUCAUCCGCGACAGACACCCUGACGGGGACACCGUCAAGGUGAAGGGGAAAGUGAAGCCCAAGUAUUAUGGGACGGUCACCCCGUACCCCAACUUCAACGCCAGCAGCGACGCACAAGUUCUCAAGAGCGCCAUUGAGACUAAAGGAGUGGACGAGGACGUGAUCAUCGCCGUCCUGGUGAGGAGGAACAACGAGCAGCGGCAGAAGAUCAAGGCCGUCUACGAGGCGUCCACCGACAGAAAGCUGGAUUCAGAUCUGAAGUCGGCCCUUCGCUCAGACCUGGAGGACGUCUCUCUGGCUCUGCUCAUGACGCCGGCUCAGUUCGACGCCCACCUGAUCAGGAAGGCCACAAAGCGCUUCGGCACAGACGAGGACGUCCUGGUGGAGGUUCUGGCGUCCAGGACCAACCAAGAGAUUCGAGAGCUCAAGAAGGCCUUCAGAGAAGAGUACGAAGUGGAGCUGGAGGAUGUGAUAAAGGACGAGACCAGCGGCGACUUCACCGCGGCUCUUCUGGCCAUGUUGGCGGCAAAGAAAGACGAGGACCACGACGUGGACGCGGAGCUGGCCGAGAGCGAUGCAAAGACUCUGUUUGAGGCGGGAGAGAAUUCCAAAGGAAUCGACGUGUCCACCUUCAUCGAGAUCCUGACCACGCGGAGCGGACCGCAGCUCACCAGGACGUUCCAAGAGUACGCCGACGUCAGUGACCUCACGUUACCCAAGGCCCUGUUCCUGGAGCUGAAAGGAGACAUCGAGGACUGUCUGGUUGACAUCGUGAAAUGUGCCUGGAGCAAACCGGCUUUCUUCGCCGAGAAGCUGCACAAGGCCAUGGAGGGCCGUGGCACAUGCGAGAAGACGCUGAUCAGGAUUCUGGUGAGUCGCUCUGAGAUCGACCUGAAGAAGAUCGUGGAGGAAUACAGGGCCAUGUACGACGUUAGUCUGCAGGAACACAUACUGCAUGACACCGAGGGCCAUUAUCAGAAGGUCCUGCUCGGACUGUGCGGACCCCACUGAGCUCUGUCACGACCGCUGUCUCGUCCACAGGGAUGAAACUGAAAUCUGUCAUUUUGCGAUAAUCUGACAAAUUUGUCUUUUUCAGUUGAUAAUAAUAAAACAGAAACUCUCA
Molecule: messenger RNA, 1244 nt
Organism: Scophthalmus maximus (turbot)
Lineage: Eukaryota; Metazoa; Chordata; Actinopteri; Pleuronectiformes; Scophthalmidae
Product: annexin A1
Exons: 11
Coding region: 92-1132 (346 amino acids)
Biological process (GO): positive regulation of wound healing; inflammatory response; response to interleukin-1
Cellular component (GO): cytoplasm; plasma membrane
Molecular function (GO): calcium-dependent phospholipid binding; cadherin binding involved in cell-cell adhesion; phospholipase A2 inhibitor activity
Source: RefSeq, a predicted model, not a curated record